Molecule: messenger RNA, 4206 nt
Organism: Paramormyrops kingsleyae
Lineage: Eukaryota; Metazoa; Chordata; Actinopteri; Osteoglossiformes; Mormyridae
Gene: mknk2b
Product: MAPK interacting serine/threonine kinase 2b
Biological process (GO): protein phosphorylation
Molecular function (GO): ATP binding; protein kinase activity
Source: RefSeq, a predicted model, not a curated record
AACUUAUAUAAGCGGGCUGCAGUGUUUUGUUUUUGGCAGCCACCUCACCCCCAUCGCGCUUGCUGCUCGGCGGCCCUGCUUCCUCCGGAGCGGUGGGUUACUCAAACGGCGCAAAGGCUGGAGCUCCUGAGAUAACGACGGGACAUCCCGUUAGACGGAUAUUCUGUAGCCCAGACGUCUUCGGGAGCAUUUCUGUUUCUUCGAGAGUUUUCUGACUGUUUCCACCCCGAGCGCUCCGUUGUCAGCCAUUCAAAGAAACAAAAAAUGGUCCAGAAUAAAAUCACCGAAGUUACCGGAUUUCACAGAUCCUUCAAGGGUCAGAACCCCUUUGAUUCUGAAUUCAGUAAAGCUAAUGCCCACUUCCUUGGCUCAACCUUCGAUUUGGAUUCCCCUGAAAGACCCGAAAUGCCUGCCAGUCAGCCCAUUGACAUUCCAGAUGCUAAAAGGCGGAAUAGGAAGAAGAAGAGGAGCAGGGCAACUGAUAGCUUCACGGGGCGAUUUGAAGAUGUGUACAAGCUGCAGGAUGAGGUGCUGGGGGAGGGGGCUUAUGCCAGGGUCCAGACCUGUGUCAACCUCAUCACCAACAAGGAAUAUGCUGUUAAGAUCAUUGAGAAGAGACCAGGACAUAGCCGCAGUCGUGUCUUCAGGGAGGUGGAGAUGCUCUACCAGUGCCAGGGCCACAGAAACAUUUUGGAGUUAGUAGAGUUCUUUGAGGAAGAGGAUAAAUUUUACCUUGUGUUUGAAAAACUCAGGGGAGGCUCCAUAUUGAAUCACAUCCACAAAAGACGCCACUUCAAUGAGCAGGAGGCCAGCGUUGUGGUGCAGAACAUCGCCAGUGCACUUGACUUCCUGCAUACCAAAGGAAUGGCACACAGAGACCUCAAGCCUGAAAAUAUCUUGUGUGAGCAUGAGGACAGAAUCACACUUGUGAAGAUUUGUGACUUUGACCUGGGCAGCGGCAUUAAGUUGAACAGCGACAGCUCCCCUAUAUCAACACCAGAGCUUCUUACUCCGUGUGGCUCGGCAGAAUACAUGGCCCCUGAGGUAGUGGAAGCCUUCAGCGAGGAAGCCAGCAUCUACGAUAAACGCUGCGACCUCUGGAGCCUGGGGGUCAUCCUCUACAUCAUGCUGAGUGGCUAUCCGCCAUUUGUGGGCCGCUGCGGGGGUGACUGCGGAUGGGACUGGGGGGAACCCUGUCAAGCCUGCCAGAACAUGCUGUUUGAGAGCAUCCAGGAAGGGAAGUACGAGUUCCCUGAGAAGGACUGGGCUCACGUCUCCUCUAGUGCCAAAGACCUCAUUUCCAAGCUUCUGGUGCGGGACGCCAAGAACCGUUUGAGUGCUGCUCAGGUGCUGCAACAUGCGUGGGUGCAGGGGUGUGCUCCCAAUGCUUUGCCUACAUCCAUACUACUUCAGAGAAGAAGCAGUGCCAAGGAUCUGACACUGUUUGCAGGGAAGGCCGUGGCCAUGAACCGGCAGCUAGCCGAACAGGAAGAGACAAAGGAGGAACACGAGCGCCCCCUGGUGGUGACUGCAAGCUCCAGCUCCAUGCGUCUUUCCCCGCCCUCAAGCUCCAAGCUGGCCAAGAGGAGGCAGAGGAGUGGUCUGCUAAAGCAGGAUCCAGUCUCUGCCUCUGAGCUACACCAGCUCCUUGCUCCUCUGGUCAUCGUGGGGGACUGUGCCUAGCCCAGUGUGCUCGUCCCACUUCUGCUCAGGGUUUUUCAUGAGCCCCGUGGUCAUCUUGCCAGAGCUCAGUCCAUCUACCCUACUCUCCCCCCUGCCCCCCCAGCCUUCUUCCUGCAGGAGGAGAUGGGAGCAGUUUGUGUGACCUCCAGAUGUUUCCUGUUUUUUUUUUUUGUGUGUGCAAUUAGUGGCAUAAAGUGAGCUCACCACCAAAGGACUACCUGUCACUUUGUCUACAUGUGCUACAACUGGACCCACUGUGAAUUUCAUUAGGCAGAAAGUCAACCCCUCUCUUGCUUGUAUGUGUGUGGGCACUGUUGGUUGAUCAGUGACAAGCUUAUGCAAUUGCAGCAAUGAAGGUAACUAUGUAACCAGCAUUGAAUUGGAACAUCUGGCAGUCAGUGAUGCCAGACCGUCUAGUGCCAUCUGUUGCUGGGUUCCCUUAAGUGAACUUACCAGUGUCUCUUUAAUAUUCACUCUGCAGUGCAUCUGUAUGCACAUGGCCUGUGUGUUCCUAGAAAAAAAUGUCCAAUAGAAAACCACCCCAAUCCAACAAAGGUUUCAUAUAGGGUUUUUUAACCCUCAAGUGUCGUCCAUACUGGGCUCUUCCCUGGACCAGCAACAACUUUGCACCUAAACACUAUUUUGUUUUUGUGGCUAGAAAAAGUUGCAUUUCAAAGUUAAUACUUGAUUUCCAAAGUGUUGGAGAAGCUAAAGUGGGAGCUUCACUGAGCAUGUAAGCCAUACGCUGUUGGGAAGAAUAUAUAUGUAGCGGUUCCUGAAUUCAUUGUGCACCGAAUGUCACAUCAUUGAUAAUGACAUCAUUUAUUGAGUUAAUAUUGCCCUGGGUGGGUUCUCAUAUGAUCCAAGACAGACAAUAUCGACACAUGUUUGUUAAUUAGGCUUUUCUGAAAGGUCGGGGACAAAGGAGAUUUCCUCUUUAGCUGAAGGCAACAAUGUCUGUUUAGCGAAAUGUCAAAACAUUUCUAACAAACGCGUCAGUUUUUGGAAACUGAAAGUUUAAAAAAGCAGACGUUUGAAUAGUGCUCAAGAAUAGGGGAGGAAAAUCAUUCCAGGAGAGUCUUCCAAAGAAAUGUCUUAAUAUGUAAGUAGAUGGAAUUACAUAUUUGGAUCUCUGUCUAAGCUGUGCCAUUUGUUAAGCUUUUUCGUUAGUGUUCAAACCGGUGCUGGUAAUUGAUCCUUUUACGUUCACAUUGAAUUAUAUUUAGUGGUUAUGAUGGCAAAGCAUUUGUUAAAAUGUGAGAUGGUGGAGAUGAAUCUGUAGAAGUAUGGCAGCAAAAAAACAAUCUAGAAAAUUAAGCUCUAUUUUCUUUCUUUGGUUUCAUUUCAAGGUGGGCAGUGACUAUUUUGCUCCAUCUUAUUCUGGCAGUGUCUAAAUUUCAGUUGGACAUGGUAACCUAAAAAUUUAUCUUUGCAAAAAUAUUUUAAUUGCUGUAGUCAAAAUGAACUUAACCUUGAAUUUGGCUGUUUGCAUAAAUUAACUGUUACCAUGGGACAAAAUUUGCCCAAACAAUUUUCUGAACAGUGUUGCCCAGAUGUUUCCCGCGUAAUGUGGUCCUUGAAGAAAGAAAAGCAGAUUAGUUUUGGCUGGGAAGUGGUUGAUGCUGACUGUAAUCCCUGAUCUUUCACCAAAUGCAUUUAUGGUGUUUGUCUUAUAGUAAGACUUGAUCUGUACAUCUUUGUUUCCUUUUGUUUUGUUUGGAGGAGUCCAUCAUUCAGCAAAUUUAAAGUGAAGACAAGGCACAAGUUGAAUGGUCUUUGGUUUUGAAAAGACAUUUUUAUUUUAAUUCAGUAUUUUUUUUUUAUAUAUAUAUUCAACCCAGAAAUCCCCCUUGGUGCAUAAAUGUCAGGAUUUGAUAGCAUUAUCCAUUCACUGUUCUGCAUGCUACCUCUGUCAUAGAGAUCUCUGUGCUACUCUUGGUCCUAAACAUUUAGCCAAUAGGACUAGCACGGGUAUGAAAUCCGAUUUUUCACAUCUCAUUUUCUAUGCAGAGUAGCACUGUUCGAGAUCUUCUGACAACUGGGUCAACUGACAGUGGUCUCAGGUUAAAAACUGAUCUUGUUUUCAUUCAUAAAUUCUGUGAUUUAAGGAUUGCUUUCCGAAGCACUGGAAGAGUGAGAUCUGCUCUUGCAUCUCCCUGAAACUCUGGCAUUUACUAACUGCCGCACCAAAGGGGGAUGGAAAGGUGUGGUUGGGGUUUUUUUUCCCUUUAAAAAUGAAAUGUGAAUUCUACCUGUUACUGACAAGUCCUAAUGUUUCCAUAUUUUCUUGUUUAAGGUCUUUUGUUAGCACUGUUUAGUUUUUUUUUUUUUUUUGGUUUGUUCUUAAGCCCCAAAACACUUAGGGGGCAAUUUUGAAAAAGGAAACCCAACAAACUUUACUGAUUAUUUAUAAAAGCACUUUACUGUACCACAUGGCAAAUUGCAGUUAAAGUAAAAUUUCAUAAGACUGUUCUAGAAUUUUGUACCAUUUUCUAAAAAAAAAAAUAAAAAAACUCAAACUGA